UCCGGCGAUGGAGGAAGCGAGCAAGGGGGCAGGUUCCUGAGCUUCGCAAUUCCUGUAUCGCCUCUGGGCUCUCAGCCUACCGGGUCGCAUGAUCCCUCCGGCUGGAGCUGGUUUUUUUGCCAGCCGCCACGAGGCUGGCUGAGUUACCGGCUAGCCGGCCGCCACCUCCUCUCCCGACCUAUGAUACAAAAGAUCUUCCGGGGGCUGCACCUGCCUGCUGUCGCCUAAGACGGAUUUGAAUCUCUUUCUCUCUUUUCAGAACCUUAUUUUGGCUUUGGAUCUUAGAAGAGAAUCACUAAGCCAGGACCAGACUCAGUAAGUGAGCAGGUGUUUUUGGACAAUGGACUGGUUGAGCCCAUCUCUAUUAUAAAAAUGUCUCAAAGCAACUGGGAGCUGGUGGUUGACUUUCUCUCCUACAAGCUUUCCCAGAAAGGAUACAGCUGGAGUCAGUUUAGUGAUGUGGAAGAGAACAGGACUGAAGGCCCAGAAGGGACUGAAUCAGAGAUGGAGACCCCCAGUGCCAUCAAUGGCAACCCAUCCUGGCACCUAACUGAUAGUCCCACGGUGAAUGGGGCCACUGGCCACAGCAGUAGUUUGGAUGCCCGGGAGGUGAUCCCCAUGGCAGCAGUGAAGCAAGCUCUUAGGGAGGCGGGCGAUGAGUUUGAACUUCGGUACCGGCGAGCAUUCAGCGACUUAACAUCUCAGCUCCACAUCACCCCGGGGACAGCAUAUCAGAGCUUUGAACAGGUAGUGAAUGAACUCUUCCGGGAUGGGGUAAACUGGGGUCGCAUUGUGGCCUUUUUCUCCUUCGGCGGGGCAUUGUGCGUGGAGAGCGUAGACAAGGAGAUGCAGGUAUUGGUGAGGCGGAUCGCAAGCUGGAUGGCUACUUACCUGAAUGACCACCUAGAACCUUGGAUCCAGGACAACGGCGGCUGGGACACUUUUGUGGAACUCUACGGGAACAAUGCAGCAGCCGAGAGCCGGAAGGGCCAGGAGCGCUUCAACCGCUGGUUGCUGACGGGCGUGACUGUGGCUGGCGUGGUUCUGCUGGGCUCGCUCUUCAGUCGGAAAUGACCAGACACUGACCACCCCUCACCCUCCCAUCCCCUGCCUUGUCCCACCACAUCCCUCCAUCCACCACAUUUGCAACCAGGAGAACCACUACAUGAAGCCCAUGCCCACCUACCCAUCCCAGGGUGGGUCUAGACCUGGUCCCUGGCAAAUAGUUUUCUAGAAUCCACCAUGCUUCUGUGAGAGCUGCCUUCCCCCACACCUCAGUUUUCUUGGCCUCAAAAUACAGUUUCCUUAGCAUCUGCCCCAUGGAGUCUGGUUUGGGGUAGGGGUGGGGGUCGGGGGAACCCUUAUUACCCUUAGCCUCUGAGGAUGCUUUCCUGGCAGGGAGCUGAAGUUUUCUGAACCUCUCCCGAGAGACUUGCCUUUGUUUCAAUGUUUGUGGUCUCAGAAUUGAUCAUUUCCCGUCCCCCUCUGGACCUGCCUUCCAUCCUCCCUUCCAUCACCACUCCCAAGAGCCAUUUAGAGGCCACUUCUAAUUAGGAAUUCAGGCUGCUUGGGAUCAAGAAGCAAAGACCAGGACUUCCUCCCCAUGUCUGGCCUGGCCAAAGCCCCCACUUCUAGUCUGAAUGUUCUCCAGAAGCCUCUGGCUAGAGGCCAACCCCAUCCAGGAAGGGGGCUGUCGCUGCCGGAGGCACCCCUGGGCACACUAGGGGGCCCUUGCAGUUUAGCACCAGCCUGGUCCCUUCCCCCCUCCCCUCCCUGGGCUCCCAUGACCAUGACUGAGGGACCAACUGGGCCCAAGACAGGUGCCCUAGAGCCCUUUACGGCCUCAGCUGCCUCACUUCCUGCAAGGAGAACAGCCUGUGGCGUCUUGGCCUUGGCUGUUGCCCGUGGGGCCCAGGGGCCUCAGCCCAGAAGUAAAGGGGAGCUACAGGGAGCAGCUGUGGGAGCCCUGGGGUCUUCCCUACCUCAGGCAGGAAGGACAGGAAGGAGAGCCUGGCGCACAGGGCAGGGGAGAGGUGGCUGGGGCCUGCUGUGCUCCGCCCUGGUCCAGCCUGGGCAGCUGGGCUGCCAAGGUCAGAGUGGCCUGGCCAGGAGCUCUUCAGGCCUCCUUCUCCCCUCUGUUCCACCCGCAGCCUGUCUCACCCCUGGGGCCCCCAGCGCAGCACUGGCCACCCCGGGCUCUCUGCUGUACAUAUUCGAGACUAGUUUUUAUUCCUUGUGAAAAUGAUAUACUAUUUUUGUUAAGCGUGUCUGUAUUUAUGUGUGAGGAGCUGCUGGCUUGCUGUGCGCGUGCACGUGGAGAGCUGGUGCCCGGAGAUUGGCGGCCUAAUGCUCCCUCCCCUGCCCUGCCCUGGCCUGGGGACUCUGGCCCCGGGGCUCCUAGCUUCUGAGGGGCACCUGUCCCUCCCCUGACCCACUCCCACCCUUGUUCCAGCUCUGAAAUAGUCUGUGUGAAGGUGAAAGUGCAGUUCAGUAAUAAACUGUGUUGAUUCGGUGAACAAA
This is a messenger RNA of Cavia porcellus (domestic guinea pig), 2520 nucleotides long. RefSeq names its product BCL2 like 1 (gene Bcl2l1). Gene Ontology annotation, cellular component: mitochondrial outer membrane. The transcript is spliced from 3 exons. The record is from RefSeq and is a predicted model, not a curated record. Gene Ontology annotation, biological process: extrinsic apoptotic signaling pathway in absence of ligand; intrinsic apoptotic signaling pathway in response to DNA damage; negative regulation of intrinsic apoptotic signaling pathway. Gene Ontology annotation, molecular function: protein heterodimerization activity; protein homodimerization activity. The coding region runs from base 373 to 1074 and encodes 233 amino acids. NCBI's taxonomy places the organism in Eukaryota, Metazoa, Chordata, Mammalia, Rodentia, Caviidae.